UUUCGCGGGAAAGUGUUCGAGUCUCUCAGAUUACCCGCGAGCCACUCAGAGCACUGCUGCUACCCGUCCGGUUACAGCUACUUCAUCGCCUUUUAACUGUUCGCAGUCAUUAUCAAGACUGCAAAUGUGUUGUAAGCAGUACAGCUCCAUUUUUUGAAAAUGAGUUUUAAUUUGGAAAGGUUUCGGUGCCGAGGGAAUGAACGCAAAAGGAAACAUCUGGCACUGACUCAGGAUCGCCGCGGCUCUGCAAAAUCCAAGCAGGACAAAGAAAACACACCAAGCUCCACAGCCCAGGGAACGAUGCAAGGACAGCAGACAGCAGAGCCUGACUGCCAAGCCCCAGUGUUAAAGACGUCUGUACAGACUGUGGAGGACUGGGAGGAGGGGGAGGCCUCCAGAGAGUGGUGCACAGGUGACGAGGAGAUGGAGGAGGUAAUCAGAACCCCAAGCCCCCUGGAUCUAACCUUGGCUUCCUGCUUGACGAGGCAGACAGACAAAGGGUCAGCCCAGAAGCGGAAGCACGGCAGUGUUGACAGCGGCAACUCUGAGGAAAGCGGAAAUGAAAUGGAGAGACCCAACAAGAAGAAGAAGAAGAAGAAGGACACGUCUAUGGCUGGUGUUUACAGUGGCGACUCUGAGGACAACGACAAUGAAAUGGAGAGACCCAGCAAGAAGAAGGACACGUCUAUGGCUGGUGUUUACAGUGGCGACUCUGAGGAAAACGACAAUGAAAUGGAGAGACUCGGGAAGAAGAACACGUCUAUGGCUGGUGUUUACAGUGGCGACUCUGAGGACAACGACAAUGAAAUGGAGAGACUCGGGAAGAAGAACACGUCUAUGGCUGGUGUUUACACUGGCGACUCUGAGGACAACGACAAUGAAAUGGAGAGACUCGGGAAGAAGAAGAACGCGUCUAUGGCUGGUGUUUACAGUGGCGACUCUGAAGAAAACGACAAUGAAAUGGAGAGACCCGGGAAGAAGAACACGUCUAUGGCUGGUGUUUACAGUGGCGACUCUGAGGAAAACGACAAUGAAAUGGAGAGACCCGGGAAGAAGAAGAAGAAGGACACGUCUAUGGCUGGUGUUUACAGUGGCGACUCUGAGGAAAACGACAAUGAAAUGGAGAGACCCGGGAAGAAGAAGAAGAAGAACGCGUCUAUGGCUGGUGUUUACAGUGGCGACUCUGAAGAAAAUGACAAUGAAAUGGAGAGACCCGGGAAGAAGAACACGUCUAUGGCUGGUGUUUACAGUGGCGACUCUGAGGACAACGACAAUGAAAUGGAGAGACCCGGCAAGAAGAAGAAGCAGGACACCGCGACGGCUGGUGCCACCAUUCCUCAUUCUUCAGCAUUCCAGGUGGCUCCGUCAGGCCGAGACAAGAAGAAGCCAUCUUUGGUCAAUGGGCGAAUUAUGGUCAGAAAGCUGCAGAUGGCUGCUCCUGAGCCGGACGGGGAUGUGCGAAAGCCGAACCCAGGCAAGAAGGGGCCGUCCUUAGUGGAUCAGGGAAUUUUGGUCAGAAAGCUGCAGAAGGCCUUUCCUGAGCUCGACAGGGAGGAGCUGCGAGACAUACUGCAGCAACACAACUGGAACAUGGAGCAGGCCCUGGACGAGCUGUACCUAUCCUCCGAUCUGGACGAGUCGCCCAGCUGUCCUGAAGUCCGCGUGAGACGUCCUGUCGUACAGCAGCCUGUCACCGGGGCUCAGGGGGCGGGCGAGAGGGCCGACCCCCCCGCUGUCGCCAAAAAGGCCGGCAUGAAGGUUACUGCAGCCAAAGCCAAGGUGGCCAGGCGGAAGGGGCGGGGCCAAACGGCCGCGGAUUCGUAUGCCAGCACGUCGGAGGAAGAGGGCAGCAGGGAUUUUGAGGGCUCAUUGGAUGACGACUCGGACGGGGGGGGCAACAUGGACUCAGAGCUGAAAGCAGGCAUCGUGGAAUUCUUCCAGCAGGCCUCAGUGGACGAGCUGUCGCUCAUCCGCUCAUGCUCUCGGACGAAGGCGCAGAAGAUCAUGCAGCUGCGGCCUUUUUGCUCGUGGCGUGACCUGGAGAGGGCGUUCCAUAGGGGAAACCAGCUCUCCUACAAACUCCUGUCAGGUUGCAAGGUGGUGCUGAAGGAGCGACGGAUGGUGCUGGAAGUGAUGAAAAAUUGUGAGGCCAUCGCCGGCAAGAUGAUGAAGGACUUAGCAUUGCUCAUCCAGAGAGGUGCUGCCUCCUACAGUCAGCCUACCGUUCUCAACAGCAAGAUGCAGCUGAAGCCUUUCCAGCUGGUUGGCCUGCACUGGCUAACCCUACUUCACCAGAACAAGCUGAGCGGGAUCCUCGCUGACGAGAUGGGUUUAGGGAAGACCGUCCAGACCAUCUCCUUCCUUGCCAGCCUGUACCAGGCGGGCCUCAAGGGACCCCACCUCAUCACCGUGCCAGCCUCCACCCUAGGUAACUGGGUGCGUGAGCUGAGCCUGUGGUGUCCCAAGCUGAAGGUGCUGACUUACCAAGGUAAUAUGGAGGAGCGUAGAUACCUACGACGUAACAUACUCCGCCGGCAGGUGGACUUCAACGUUAUUAUUUCCACGUACAACAUGACCAUCGGAUGCUCGGGCGACCGCGGUCUCUUCAAGAAACUGAAGUUGCAGUAUGCUGUGUUCGAUGAGGGCCACUUGCUGAAGAACAUGGACACAGUGCGCUACUUUCACCUCAUGGAAAUCAAUGCACAGUACCGGCUGCUCCUUACAGGGACCCCCCUGCAGAACAACCUCCUGGAGCUGAUGUCACUACUGAACUUCAUCAUGCCCUCCGUGUUCUCCAGCAGUACUUCUCAGAUCGCCAAGUUAUUCUCAGCGAAAUCUUCAGAGCACGGCAGCUUUGAGAAGGACAGGAUUGCUCAUGCCAAACUCCUCUUGAAGCCCUUCAUCCUGAGAAGAGUCAAGAGCGAGGUCCUGAAACAGCUGCCCGCUAAGGUGGAGAAGGUGGAGCUCUGUCCCAUGAGUGAGAAGCAGCAGAAACUCUACAGCACCCUCCUGGUGACGCUAAAGUCUUCUGCCACCAGCGAGCCAAAGGUGCUGAAAACCAUGAUGAUGCAGCUGAGGAAGAUGGCGAACCACCCCCUGCUCCACCGACAGUACUAUACUAACGAGAAGCUUGCAGCUAUGAGUCAACUCAUGCUCAAGGAGGCCACGCACCACGAUGCCAACCCCACCCUCAUCCAGGAGGACAUGGAGGUGAUGUCUGACUUUGAGUUGCACCGCCUGUGCCAGCAGUACCCCAUCCUAGAGAGUUACGAGCUGCAGAUGGAUCUGCUGUGCGACUCGGGCAAGUUUGCCCUGCUCACAGAACUGCUGGCUUCACUGAAACAGAAGGGGGACCGUGUGGUGCUCUUUAGCCAGUUCACAAUGAUGCUGGACAUCAUGGAAACCUUCCUUCAGCACCUGGGCCACAGCUUCAUCCGCCUGGAUGGCUCCACUCCCGUAGCAGACAGGAUCGUAUUGAUCGACAAGUAUAACAACAACUCGGAGAUCUUUGUCUUCCUGCUGUCGACUCGGGCCGGCAAGGAGGGCAUCAACCUGGCCUCAGCCAACGUAGUCAUCCUUCACGAUAUCGACCUCAACCCUUACAAUGACAAGCAGGCUGAGGACCGCUGUCAUCGCGUGGGCCAGACCAGGACGGUGCAGGUGUUCAGAUUGGUGAGCCAGGAAUCCAUUGAGGUCAACCUGCUGCAGAUUAGCCAGAGGAAGCUGAAGUUGGAACAGGAUGUGACUGCUGCUGAGGAAGGUAAACAGGGGAACUUGUCUGAGGACAUGGCCUCUUUGCUGAAGACCGUUCUGGGCCUGUGAGGAUCUCACCUGCUAGCCCAUCUCAAUGCUGCUUAACACUGAGUGCCUCAUGUGGAUAUUCAGUACCUGAGCUGUGAAGAAUCUCAGCUCAUGUCGGAGUGCUGCUGCUUGCAAUCUGCUCAGUCAUUGAAGAUGCCCUUCAAAGGACAUUCUGACUUGGGACAUUUUUAUGUUUGUGGGUUCAUGUUGUAAUGUCAGAUUAUGUAUGUAAAGUUUACAAAUGUUUAUUCUCUCAAAAGCUGCUCUUUAUAUCGCCACAGCAUUUGCAAGUGAAAUAAAGAUUUUACAGUGUUAA
Messenger RNA from Brienomyrus brachyistius, 4117 nucleotides. RefSeq names its product SWI/SNF-related, matrix-associated actin-dependent regulator of chromatin, subfamily a, containing DEAD/H box 1 a (gene smarcad1a). Gene Ontology annotation, cellular component: nucleus. The transcript is spliced from 23 exons. The coding region runs from base 160 to 3822 and encodes 1220 amino acids. The record is from RefSeq and is a predicted model, not a curated record. Gene Ontology annotation, molecular function: ubiquitin binding; ATP binding; DNA binding. Lineage: Eukaryota; Metazoa; Chordata; Actinopteri; Osteoglossiformes; Mormyridae.